Messenger RNA from Amphiprion ocellaris (clown anemonefish), 5016 nucleotides. RefSeq names its product poly [ADP-ribose] polymerase tankyrase-1. Lineage: Eukaryota; Metazoa; Chordata; Actinopteri; Pomacentridae. The transcript is spliced from 28 exons. The record is from RefSeq and is a predicted model, not a curated record. Gene Ontology annotation, molecular function: protein binding; NAD+ poly-ADP-ribosyltransferase activity. The coding region runs from base 41 to 3829 and encodes 1262 amino acids.
AAGGAGGAGCAGUUUUUAUUGUCGCCUGAGAGCUGCUGUAAUGGCGGUGUCUCGUCGCUCCUCGCAGCAGCAACAACAGCAAAGUACGUUACAGUCUCCACCGAGAAACAGCUCUCUUUCGGGCGCUCCUCCGGCCUCCCCGCCGAUGUCUUUGCUGACCUCGGCCGUCGGACCCCCGGAGACGGAGAGGGAAUGCAGCGGAGGGAUUGAGAUGGCCGUGGCCUCCCCGGACCUACCAGCCCCGGUCCUAGCGAGCAGUGCGAGCUCCACCACGACAACUUCUGGCGGCGGUAGCAGCGUCUCAAGCCCCGGCUCCGGAGCCACGAGUCCCACCGACGGCAGCAGUGGCAUCGGCGGGGCUUUCCGGGAGCUGUUCGAGGCUUGUCGUAACGGAGAUGUGUCCAGAGUGAAGAGACUCGUCGAUUCGGUGAACGUAAACGCGAAGGACAUGGCUGGUCGAAAAUCAACUCCCCUUCAUUUCGCUGCGGGUUUUGGUAGAAAAGAUGUGGUGGAGCACCUCCUGCAGACGGGGGCCAAUGUUCACGCCAGGGAUGAUGGAGGUCUUAUCCCCCUGCAUAAUGCCUGCUCUUUCGGACACGCAGAAGUUGUCAGCCUCCUCUUGUGUCAAGGUGCAGACCCCAACGCUAGAGAUAACUGGAACUACACUCCGCUACACGAGGCUGCCAUCAAGGGGAAGAUAGACGUGUGCAUUGUAUUACUCCAACAUGGAGCAGAUCCGAACAUCCGCAAUACUGAUGGCAAAUCUGCUCUGGAUCUAGCUGAUCCUUCAGCCAAGGCUGUGCUGACAGGUGAAUACAAGAAGGAUGAACUUCUAGAAGCAGCAAGGAGUGGAAAUGAAGAAAAACUGAUGGCGCUGCUGACUCCAUUAAAUGUCAACUGUCAUGCCAGCGAUGGCCGCAAGUCAACAUCCCAAAAAAUGCUGUCGACGCCCCUUCACCUGGCUGCCGGCUACAACCGGGUCCGCAUCGUUCAGCUUCUUCUACAGCACGGAGCUGAUGUUCACGCCAAGGACAAAGGUGGGCUGGUUCCUCUUCACAACGCCUGCUCGUACGGUCACUUUGAGGUCACUGAACUUCUGCUCAAACAUGGAGCCUGUGUGAACGCCAUGGACUUGUGGCAGUUUACUCCCCUUCACGAGGCGGCGUCCAAGAACCGAGUGGAGGUCUGCUCCUUGCUGCUGAGCCACGGGGCCGAUCCCACCCUGCUGAACUGUCACAGUAAGAGCGCUGUGGACAUGGCCCCGACUCCGGAACUUAAAGAAAGACUCACCUAUGAGUUCAAAGGUCACUCGUUGCUGCAGGCCGCCCGGGAGGCCGACAUGGCCAAAGUGAAGAAGACACUGGCUCUAGAGAUCAUCAGCUUCAAACACCCUCAGACCAACGAGACAGCUCUGCACUGUGCUGUGGCUUCCCCACAUCCUAAGAGGAAGCAGGUGACUGAGUUGUUGCUGCGUAAAGGUGCCAACAUCAAUGAGAAGAACAAAGACUUUAUGACUCCAUUGCAUGUCGCUGCUGAGAGAGCUCACAAUGACAUCCUGGAGGUGCUGCAGAAACACGGAGCAAAGGUGAAUGCCGUGGACACACUAGGUCAAACAGCUCUUCACAGAGCGGCGUUGGCCGGUCACAUCCAGACCUGCAAGCUGCUGCUGAGCUACGGAGCCGACCCCUCCAUCGUGUCCCUACAGGGUUUCACCGCUGCUCAGAUGGGUAACGAGGCCGUACAGCAGAUUCUUAAUGAAAAUGUUCCCACACGCAAUUCUGAUGUGGACUAUAGAUUUCUGGAAGCAGCCAAAGCAGGAGAUCUGGACACGGUACAACAACUUUGCACCCCCCAGAAUGUAAACUGCAGGGACUUGGAAGGCCGCCACUCCACUCCUCUCCACUUUGCGGCUGGUUACAACCGAGUGGCUGUCGUUGAAUACCUGCUACACCACGGAGCUGAUGUUCAUGCCAAAGACAAGGGCGGUCUGGUUCCCCUCCACAACGCAUGCUCCUACGGUCACUAUGAGGUGGCUGAGCUGCUGGUCAGACACGGAGCUUCAGUCAAUGUGGCCGACCUUUGGAAGUUCACCCCACUUCAUGAGGCUGCAGCCAAAGGAAAAUAUGAGAUCUGCAAACUGCUGCUCAAACAUGGAGCCGACCCAUCCAAGAAGAACCGUGAUGGCAACAUGCCAUUGGACAUGGUGAAGGACGGAGACACAGACAUCCAGGACCUGCUGAGGGGUGAUGCCGCCCUGCUAGACGCUGCCAAGAAGGGCUGCCUGGCUCGAGUCCAGAAACUGUGCUCCCCAGAAAACAUCAACUGUAGGGAUACACAAGGACGCAACUCCACACCACUCCACCUCGCAGCCGGCUACAACAACCUUGAGGUGGCAGAGUAUCUGCUGGAGCAUGGGGCUGAUGUCAACGCCCAGGACAAAGGAGGCCUUAUCCCUCUUCAUAAUGCUGCAUCUUACGGGCACGUGGACAUUGCAGCUCUACUGAUCAAGUACAAUACGUGUGUGAACGCUACAGACAAAUGGGCUUUCACCCCUCUCCAUGAAGCAGCUCAGAAGGGUCGUACGCAGCUCUGUGCGCUGCUGCUGGCUCAUGGAGCCGACCCCACCAUGAAGAACCAAGAGGGCCAGACGGCUCUGGACCUGGCCACGGCUGAUGAUAUCCGAGCCCUGCUGAUGGACGCUAUGCCACCAGAUGCCCUGCCCAGCUGCUUCAAGCCUCAGGCCACAGUGGUCAGCGCCUCCGUCAUCUCUCCUGCCUCCACGCCGUCUUGUCUGUCAGCUGCCAGCAGCAUAGACAACCUGGCCGGGCCCCUCACAGAGCUGGCGGCUGCUGCUGGUGCUGGGACCUCCGGAGUGGCAGACGGAGCCACAGGCACUGACCGCAAGGAAGGAGAAAUGGCAAUGCUGGACAUGAAUAUAAGUCAGUUCCUGAAGAGCCUGGGCCUGGAGCACCUAAGGGACAUCUUUGAGAGGGAGCAGAUCACCCUGGAUGUGCUCGCUGACAUGGGCCACGAGGAGCUGAAGGAGAUUGGUAUUAAUGCGUACGGCCACCGACACAAGCUCAUCAAGGGUGUUGAGAGGCUGCUGGGCGGCCAGCAAGGUGCCAACCCAUACCUGACAUUCCACUGUGCCAACCAGGGCACCAUCCUAAUAGACCUCGCCCCAGACGACAAGGAGUACCAAUCUGUGGAGGAGGAGAUGCAGAGCACCAUCAGAGAACACAGAGACGGAGGCAAUGCUGGUGGUGUCUUCAGCAGAUACAACAUCAUCAAGAUUCAGAAGGUGGUUAAUAAGAAGCUGAGGGAACGUUACACCCACCGGCAGAAGGAGAUCGCAGAUGAGAACCACAACCAUCACAAUGAGAGGAUGUUGUUUCACGGUUCCCCUUUCAUCAACGCCAUUAUCCACAAAGGCUUUGAUGAGCGCCACGCCUACAUAGGAGGGAUGUUUGGAGCAGGGAUCUACUUUGCGGAGAACUCCUCAAAGAGCAAUCAGUACGUCUACGGCAUCGGUGGAGGCACAGGCUGUCCGACGCACAAAGAUCGAUCCUGCUACCUGUGUCACAGGCAAAUGCUGUUCUGCCGAGUGACUUUGGGGAAAUCCUUCCUACAGUUCAGUGCCAUGAAGAUGGCCCACGCCCCCCCAGGACAUCAUUCAGUAAUCGGCCGGCCCAGCGUUAACGGCCUAGCCUACGCCGAGUACGUCAUCUACAGAGGAGAGCAGGCCUUCCCGGAGUACCUCAUCACCUACCAGAUCCUUAAACCAGAGAGCGCAGCCCAGUCUGCUGCAGGAGCUGAGCAGAAGUCGUAGUUACUUUACGUUACACACACUCACACAGAAAGGACUCGAUGCACGUUAUUUUCUCCUUUGUAGUGCAAAUGCAUAAACACCUUUUUAUUUACCAAACACAUUUCCAGUCUUCUGUCCAGUAGAACCCAUGGUGACCAGUGCUUCAUGAGCAGAUGUGCUGUAUUAUACUCUCCUACUCACGGUGAUGACACACUUGGUUUCUUUCUUUUUUUAAAUUUUUUGCAUCGGCUGCAUGUUAAUACAAAAGCAUGUAAGGCCCAUUAGUGUGCGUGGGUUAGUUCAGUGUCUCUUCCCCUCCCUCCCCCUCUUCACCAAUCAGGAGGAUGCUUGUAGAGACUGUGAAGUAUCAACAGCAUUAACAGUUUGCCACUCUGUGUCGCCACAUGCCUUGUGACUUUGGAGAAUCACCAGGACCCCCCCUCUCCCCUCACGUCUACACGCACACAAACACUGUCUCGCUGUCCGAGCCUGAAACCUGUGGACUACUUCUACCACCCCACUGUAUCUGGGCUCAUCCUGUAUAGAAUGGCCUGCAGUAACUGUGAUUUUAAUGCUAACCUAUAACACUACCAGUCAGGUAACAGUGUGUCGUUGCUAUGCUGUAAUGCCGACUUCCCCAACUUUCAAUCCGAGAACACUACAAACACUGAGCUGAAAUGUUUUUAGUGGCUUUAUUCAGGGCUGAGUGAGAAAGGGCUCUCUGUCAAAUCGCAAAAUUUAAGACUAUUUUAUUGACGUCACAAUCUUGAUUUGUAUGAGAGAGGAUGUGUGCUCGGCAGUGCGUCGUAGGGCAUCAUAAAUAGAUGAAGGUGCUGUACAUUAAAAGCAUUAUACUGUACGUGACUGUGCUUCAUACAGUAAAGUUUGGUAUAUGUUGAAAUGUGCUCGUGAUGCCUUACAGCCAGUGAACUCAUCAAAGCACCCUUUCUGUCGCCAUGGUCUUACUCACAGACAUCCCACGCAUACGGAUUUGCACUUUUACAUAGAAAAACCUAUUUAAGUUAUUUUGAAUUUAAAUUGCAAAUUUGCGGAAAAAAAAAUAUUUGUACAGGUUGUGUAAAUGGUUGUGUAUAACUGUUGCUGUUUAACAGUAUCUUUGAGUUAAACUGUAAAUGACAUUGAAUUUUCCUUCCAUGCCUUGAUUCUCCCAUUAUUUUUUUUUUUAAAUAAAUGUCCCAUUAACAGUU